Messenger RNA from Halichondria panicea, 686 nucleotides. Its product is annotated as acetyl-CoA carboxylase 1-like. The record is from RefSeq and is a predicted model, not a curated record. The transcript is spliced from 4 exons. Lineage: Eukaryota; Metazoa; Porifera; Demospongiae; Suberitida; Halichondriidae. The coding region runs from base 84 to 686 and encodes 200 amino acids. Gene Ontology annotation, molecular function: acetyl-CoA carboxylase activity. Gene Ontology annotation, biological process: fatty acid biosynthetic process. Gene Ontology annotation, cellular component: mitochondrion.
UGUGCAGACUGUCUCUAAAUGAUGCUUCCAUUCCCAUCCGUGUGUUCAUCACCAGUGACAACGGUGUGUCUGUUCGUACACACAUGUACAGGGAGGUGGAGAACCCACGCACAAAAGAGCUUGUGUUUGAGAACUACGACCAAUCAGAAUCAGGGUCACUGAAUGGCCAGAAGGUCAAUACCCCGUACCCCAGCAAAGACCACCUUCAACAGAAGAGAUACAUUGCUCAAUCCAUGGGAACCACUUAUGUGUACGACUUCCUGGAGCUUUUCAGACAAGGAGUGAUGAAACAAUGGGAGCGCUACAUUGGUCAGGUGCGGAGGUCAAGAGGAGAUAAACUGACUCUACCAAACUAUGACAAAGUGCUCAACAGUACAGAGCUAGUGUUGGAUGAUCAAGGGGUGCUCAGAGAGGUCAAUAGGGUCGCUGGCGAGAAUGAGGUUGCCAUGGUAGCAUGGCGUGUAAGUAUGCUGACUCCGCAGUAUCCAGAAGGCAGGGACAUGAUCAUCAUUGCCAAUGAUAUCACGAAUCAGAUAGGGUCGUUUGGCCGGGCCCGAGGAGGACUGAUUGUUCCAACAGGCCUCAGCUCUCAGCCGGGAGCAAGGAAUCCCGAGACUCUACAUUGCUGCCAACAGUGGGGCAAGGAUAGGCCUAGCAGAGAAACUCAAGCAGCUGCUUGCACAUAA